Messenger RNA from Amborella trichopoda, 1140 nucleotides. RefSeq names its product small ribosomal subunit protein uS3x. Gene Ontology annotation, molecular function: structural constituent of ribosome; RNA binding. Gene Ontology annotation, biological process: translation. Gene Ontology annotation, cellular component: cytosolic small ribosomal subunit; nucleus. The record is from RefSeq and is a predicted model, not a curated record. Lineage: Eukaryota; Viridiplantae; Streptophyta; Magnoliopsida; Amborellales; Amborellaceae.
CUUGCUAAAAUAAUUUAGGGUUUCAAAUCAGUAGCGUUACUGCACAAAUUUGGUGUAAGGGUUUUGUUGAGGACUCUGGUUUUAAGGAAAGAAACCUUGGCUUGGAGACCCAGAAGCCCUUUGUCUUCUUCUGAAGCUUCUUCACCAUGGUGACUCAAAUAAGCAAGAAGAGAAAGUUUGUUGCAGAUGGCGUAUUCUUUGCUGAGCUUAAUGAAGUCCUCACCAGAGAAUUGGCAGAGGAUGGGUACUCAGGUGUGGAAGUUAGGGUUACACCUAUGCGCACUGAGAUCAUCAUUAGGGCAACCAGGACCCAGAAUGUGCUUGGGGAGAAGGGUAGAAGGAUUAGGGAGUUGACAUCUGUGGUUCAAAAAAGGUUUAAUUUUCCUGAGAACAGUGUGGAAUUGUACGCUGAGAAGGUGAACAAUAGAGGCCUAUGUGCUAUUGCACAAGCUGAGUCUCUGCGCUAUAAGCUCCUCGGAGGUCUAGCAGUUAGGCGGGCUUGUUAUGGUGUUCUUCGUUUUAUCAUGGAGAGUGGUGCUAAAGGAUGUGAGGUUAUUGUAAGUGGGAAACUCAGGGCACAGCGUGCAAAGUCCAUGAAGUUCAAGGAUGGGUACAUGAUCUCUUCGGGCCAGCCAGUUAAUGAAUACAUUGACUCAGCUGUGAGGCAUGUCUUGCUAAGACAGGGUGUUCUUGGAAUCAAGGUGAAGAUCAUGCUGGAUUGGGAUCCAAAGGGCAAACAAGGUCCAACAACACCUCUUCCUGAUCUGGUCACUAUACAUACCCCAAAGGAGGAGGAGGAAUACGCAAGGCCACCUCUUAUGGUCACAGAAACCGAGGCUAUGGCAUAAGGCCGUCUCUUCUCAACUUCUGUUUUCUUGUUGGAUUUUCCCCAAGUGGUCUUGGUUUUGUUUGCUUCCUUCUUCCUUUUUAGAGUUCUUGUUAAACUUUACUCGUUUUAGUAGGAGGAAAUUAUUUGAGUGUUCAGUUUCUAUGUAUUUUGAUGGCCUUCACUAUUGGUAUUUUUUGACGAUUUAAUGCCCAUAAGGUUUCAGAAUUAACUUCCAGCACUAGUAUGUGUUAUCAUAAAUCAUAGUCCUAUAUUACUCAAUAUUGUUUGAGAAUAACAGAGACCUUAAAUGA